AUGCCUCCGGGGCUCGACGAGGAGGGCCAGUAUCAAAGCGAUACCAUCGCGAUCAAGUGCGAACCGUCGCGACUUUCUCCUCCAGUAAUCAUGUCGCCAGAACUCGAGCCACUCGUCAAUCACCUACUGGCGCAAAUGGAUCCUUCGCAGCACCAUCACCAUCUCGAAUCCCCGGAACCUCUCGAGGGCGAUAUGAAUUAUAACCACAAUGCGUUCGCAACUCCACAGCUUGUACAGCCCGCGCAACGGACGCCGCGAUCGCGACAGAAGCCCUUGUUGACUAUGGAGGAGAGGUUACAAUUGAUGCCAGAGAAGAGGCCACUUCCUUGGAGACCUGGCGUCGAAGCUGGCGCGGAUAAUGAGACUGGAGGGGAGUCGAGAAGGAAACAAAUUCGAUUCGGUUGCUUGCUUGCGACGCGUGGAGAGGUUCAGGCGGUUCCCUGUGUUAGCUGCACAAAUGGUCGCGGAAAGUUCGAGUUGUGCGUUGCGCUGGAGGGUUUCUUUAAAGGCGCAUGUGCUAGCUGCCAAUUGAGUGGCAGACCAAAUCGGUGCAGCAUUAAGGAAAAAGAUGAUGUACCUUCCGCACCCUCUCCAGCAAUAACACCAGCAAACGUCCCUCUCCCACCACACCAAGACCUCCCCACCGCGCAGACCACCAUCCAAACCCCUAGCGAACCCCCCAACCCCAAGCGCCGCCGAAAAGAAAAGCCAAAGGAACCAGAACAAGACGAGAUUCCCGAAUGGGAACGCGAACGACCCCAAUGGGAACAAGAACUCGGCCAAUCCCAAGCCCGCCAACAAAUGAAAGACCACGUCCAGCGCCCCUGGGCCUCCGUUAACCCUCCCAUCCCCCCUCCUACCCGACUCCCAAAUGGCAUGAAUGGCUCCCUCCCCGAUCGCGCCUGGUCGUCUGUAAACCAGCCGUCCCCCAGCGCGCUUUACGGCAAUGGCGACAGCAACGCCUCGUACCGCACGAGCAUUGACCAAGGGCGGCGCGAAGACACGGGCGACGAUGGAAUCGCGCUCAUAGAUACGUUGCCGAAGAGUAAACAGCGGCAGGUGUACGCGGUUAUUAGCGGGUUGCAGGGCGGUAUUGAGCAUUUACAUCGCGAAUUGGAGUCUUUGAAGCGGGCGUUGGGGAUUGAUGAUUAG
Molecule: messenger RNA, 1152 nt
Organism: Glarea lozoyensis ATCC 20868
Lineage: Eukaryota; Fungi; Ascomycota; Leotiomycetes; Helotiales; Helotiaceae
Exons: 2
Coding region: 1-1152 (383 amino acids)
Source: RefSeq, a predicted model, not a curated record